Asparagus officinalis (garden asparagus) is the source of this 423-nucleotide messenger RNA. RefSeq lists its product as uncharacterized. Bases 1 to 423 code for a protein of 140 amino acids. The record is from RefSeq and is a predicted model, not a curated record. The transcript has 2 exons. NCBI's taxonomy places the organism in Eukaryota, Viridiplantae, Streptophyta, Magnoliopsida, Asparagales, Asparagaceae.
AUGGGUGACAUAUUAAUAGCCAUUGUUUGUAUGCCGCCUGCUUCUGGUGUUUCUGCGACGGAAAUAAAAUCAAACAUGAACAAAGGACCGAGUUUUGGAAAUGUAAGAAAUGGAAAUAGACUGAAGGUCUCCUUGAAGGAGAAUUUGCCGGAGAGGGUGCAAUAUUCUCGGAGUGACGGUAUUGCGGUGAUCAUUGGGUUGUUGGAUGAAAGCUUGUUCCAAGGUUUGGAUCUACACAAUGCAAUUUUCUCAGUGAGGUUCUUACUUGUUGGUCCUGGGCCUAGAGGAGCAAUGCAUCUUUUAAGAACGUUGAGUUAUAAUGUGAUUGCGGAGAUUCUUGGGUUGGAGGGAGCUCCAAAUAAUGGACUGAUCCAUUUGCAGAAUCCAUUCUUUUGCCAGAUGAUUGAGAUUAUGUGUAGAUGA